UAAAUCUCAAAACAGGCUUUUAAAGUCACAACUCUAAUUACAUGUCUCUAAUUUGUCUGCUUGUGUCUCCCCCCAACGUGUCCAUGUGGUCGUCUUCCUCAUUAGUACUAUAUCUUCUUAACCUCAAUUUAUUAAUCUUAAUUACAUUAAUCAACUUACUCUGUUUCUCCUUUUCCAGACCUCAUCUCUCUCUCUCUCUCUCUCCCCCUUGUUAUUUAUUAUCUCCAUCAUGUAUAACUCUCACAAAGUCUACCACUAGCUAGCUAGAACUCUCUUCUCUUAAUACUUCCAGACAAGAAUCAAUCAGCCACACGUCUAUACCACGAUUUGCUACUUCCACCAAAGUUUUAUAAGCAAAGAGAUCAAUCAGUACUCUUUGCUCGUAUCUAUCAGAUCUUCUUCAUCACAAGAGAAGAUAUGGUUUCAGAGACGGUUUCAAAGACGGAAUCACCACCGUUGAUUGGACCUCGUAUAUCCUUCUCAGCUGAUUUAUCCGACGGUGGAGAUUUCAUCUGCAUCAGCCCCGUGAUGUGUAAGGAACUAGAGAAAGAUGUCGCUAAAGGGUCAGUGAAAGUCUCCGACUUUGAGUUCUUGUCGGAAAAUGUGAGUCCACAAAAGAUGCAUACCGCCGAUGAACUCUUCUCCGAAGGUAAGUUGCUUCCUUUUUGGCAAGUAAAGCACUCAGAGAAGCUUAAAAACAUUACCUUGAAGACAAACGAAGAUGAAGAGAAACGUAAAGCGGAAGUGAUGAAGAAAGAUCAGGAGAUGAAUAGUAACAACAGAGUGAGUUGGUAUAUAGACGAAGAUCCAUCUCCUCGUCCUCCCAAGUGUACGGUUCUUUGGAAAGAGCUUUUGAGGUUGAAGAAACAGAGGAAUCCGUCUGCUUCGCCGGUUACGGUGAGGACGGUAUCGUCUUUGUCUCCUUCGUCUUCUACAUCAUCAUCGAGCUCGCUUGAGGAUGCGGCGAAGAGAGUGGAGAGAGAGAAAGAAGGGAAGAGAGGUAAGAAAGGGUUGGAAAGAACGAGAUCGGCGAGUAUGAGGAUUAGGCCGAUGAUUCAUGUCCCUAUUUGCACUCCUUCCAAAUCAUCUCUUCCAUUACCUCCUCUGUUCCCACUUUCGCUUAAGAAAAACAGAGUAGAGAGACGCACUUAGAAAAUAUCGAAUCUUUGAGUGUUAUUGGUUGACAGUAUUAUUGGUUGAUUUGUUCGGAUUCUUGAGUGUUUCUCAUUUGGUCAGUAACUCUAAUGCAUGUAUUUUUGUGUUCUAUUAAGCUUUAUGGUUUGAGAUCUAAUGUGUUAAGUGUCAAGAAAUUCAAGUAAGAACAGUUCAUCUUCAUU
Camelina sativa (false flax) is the source of this 1337-nucleotide messenger RNA. RefSeq lists its product as uncharacterized. NCBI's taxonomy places the organism in Eukaryota, Viridiplantae, Streptophyta, Magnoliopsida, Brassicales, Brassicaceae. The record is from RefSeq and is a predicted model, not a curated record.